GCGGCGGCGACUGAGGGGCUGCUGGAGGCCCGGGAGGCCCGGAUGUGGUGCAGGAAGCCGCCGACCACGCCGGCUUCUGAUCGCGGGCGCCCACAGCACGGACAUGACGGGCUGUUGGUCGGCGUUGUCGCGCGCGGCCCGGCGCCACCCGUGGCCCACCAACGUGCUGCUCUACGGCUUGCUCCUCUCGGCCGGCGACGCGCUGCAGCAGCGGCUGCAGGGCGGCGAGGCCGACUGGCGCCAGACGCGGCGCGUGGCCACGUUGGUGGUGACCUUCCACGCCAACUUCAACUACGUGUGGCUGGGCCUGCUGGAGCGCGCGCUCCCGGGCCGCGCGCCGCGCGCCGUGCAGGCCAAGUUGCUGUGCGACCAGGUGGUCGGUGCGCCCAUGGCGGUCUAGGCCUUCUAAAUCGGUAUGAGCAUUCUCCAGGGAAAGGAUGACAUAUUUUUGGACCUGAAACAGAAAUUCUGGAACACCUAUAUGAGCAGACUGAUGUACUGGCCCUUUGUACAAAUGAGUUCCGCCUACUCACUGACCAACUUCAGCCUUGUUCCUGUUCGAUGGACAACAGCCUACACUGGAGUCUGUGGUUUUCUCUGGGCCACCUUCAUCUGUUUUUCCCAGCAGAGUGGUGACGGCACAUUCAAGUCAGCUUUCACCAUUUUAUAUACGAAGGGGACCAGUGCCAUAGAAGGGUCCCCGGAGAAAUAAGAAGUCAAGGACUCUCUUAAAGGGACCACAUUUUUGACCUAAAAUGCACAGAAUUGCCUGCAGACAAAA
Molecule: messenger RNA, 781 nt
Organism: Symphalangus syndactylus (siamang)
Lineage: Eukaryota; Metazoa; Chordata; Mammalia; Primates; Hylobatidae
Product: mpv17-like protein
Biological process (GO): mitochondrial ribosome assembly
Cellular component (GO): mitochondrion; cytoplasm; membrane
Source: RefSeq, a predicted model, not a curated record